Messenger RNA from Salvelinus sp. IW2-2015, 2841 nucleotides. NCBI's taxonomy places the organism in Eukaryota, Metazoa, Chordata, Actinopteri, Salmoniformes, Salmonidae. The record is from RefSeq and is a predicted model, not a curated record.
AUGACGCUGCUCUCCUGGCAGAGGCCGUGGAAACGUUCCACUGCCCCACUGCACUCUGGGACGUUGGAGAACAGCAGACAACCACCACACCCCCAUCCUCCCCCCUCCACACUCAGACCGCAGACAACCACCAAUAACCCCAUCCUCCACCCUCCACACUCAGAACCAGCAGACACCACACCUCCCCCAUCCUCCCACCCUCCACACUCAGAACCAGCAGACACCAACCACCCCACCCUCACCCCUCCCACACUCAGAACCAGCAGAAACACCACCUACCCCCAUCCUCCAUCCUCCACACUCAGAUACCAGCAGACAACCACCACCUACCCCCUCCAUCACUCCCACUCCUCCACAUCACUCAGACCAGCAGAACCACCAGCCUACCCCCCAUCCUCCCCACCCUCCCACACUCAGAAACAGCAACCAGCAGACAACACACACUACCCCCAUCCUCCCACCUCCCACACUGCAGAACAGCAGACAACCACCACCUACCCCCAUCCUCCCACCCUCCCACACUCAGAAAUCAGCCAGAACACCACCACUACCCCAUCCUCCCACCCACCUCCCCACUCAGAACCAGCAGACAAACCACCACCCUACCCCCAUCCUCCACCUCCACAACUCAGAACCAGCAGACAACCACCGCCUACCCCCAUCCUCCAACCUCCCGACACUCAGAACCAGCAGACAACCACCACCUACCCCCAUCCUCCCACCCUCCCACACUCAGAACCAGCAGACAACCACCACCUACCCCAUCCUCCCACCUCCCACACUCAGAACCAGCAGACAACCACCACCUACCCCAUCCUUCCAACCUCCCCACACUCAGAACCAGCAGACAACCACCACUACCCCCAAGCCUCCCACCCUCCCACACUCAGAACCAGCAGACAACCACCGGCCUACCCCCAUCCUCCCACCUCCACCACUCAGAACCAGCAGACAAAACCACCACCUACCCCACUCCAUCCUCCACCCUCCCAACUCAAACCAGCAGACAACCACCACCUACCCCCAUCCUCCCACCCUCCCACACUCAGAACCAGCAGACAACCACCACCUACCCCAUCCUCCACCCUCCCACACGCAGAACCAGCAGAACAACCACCACCUACCCCAUCCUAUCCCUACCCUCCCACCUCAGAACCAGCAGACAACCACCACCUACCCCUCCUUCCCACCCUCCCAUCACUCAGAACCAGCAGCAACCACCACCUACCCCCAUCCUCCCACCUCCCACACUCAGACCAGCAGACACCACCACCACCUAACCCCCAUCCUCCCACCCUCCCACCCACACCAGCACAGACAACCACCACUACCCCCAUCCUCCCACCCUCCCACACUCAAGAACCACAGAACACCACCACCUACACCCAUCCUCCCACCCUCCCACACUCAGAACCCCAGCAGACAACCACCACCUACCCCCCAUCCUCCCACCCUCCCACACUCAGAACCAGCAGACAACCACCGCCUACCCCCCAUCCUCCCACCUCUACACUCAGAACCAGCAGACAACACCACCUACCCCAUCCUCCCACCCUCCCACACUCAGAACCAGCGGACAACACCACCUACCACCCCCCAUCUCCCACCCUCCCACACUCAGGAACCAGCAGACAACCACCACCUACCCCCCAUCCUCCCCAACCUCCACACUCAGAACCAGCAGACAACCACCACCUACCCCCCAUCCUCCCACCCUCCCACACUCAGAACCAGCAGACAACCACCACCACCCCCAAUCCUCCCACCCUCCCAACUCAGAACCAGCAGACAACCACCACCCUACCCCCAUCCUCCCCACCUCCCACACUCAGAACCAGCAGACAACCACCACCAUACCCCCAUCCUCCCACCCUCCCACACUCACAACCAGCAGACACACCACACCUACUCCCCAUCCUCCAACCCUCCCACACUCAGAACCAGCAGACAACCACCAGCCUAUCUCCCUCCCACCAACACAUUCAGAACCAGCAGACAACCACCACCUACCCCCAUCCUCCCACCUCCCCACACUCAGAACCAGCAGACAACACACGCCUACCCCCCAUCCCUCCACACUCCCACACUCAGAACCAGCAGACAACGCACCACCUACCCAUCCAUCCAACCCCCCCACACCUCUCGAACCAGCAGGCAACCACCACUCAUAAGCCAUCCUCCCAACCCUCCACACUCAGAACCAGCAGACAACCACCGCCUCACCCCAAUCCUCCCACCUCCACAUACACUCAGAAACCAGCAGACAACCACCACUACCCCCCAUCCUCUCCACACUCAGACCAGCAGGCAACCACCACCCUACUACCUCCCACUUCCAACCCUCCCACAUCAGAACCAGCAGACAACCACGCCUACCCCCAUCUCCCACUCCCACACUCAAAAAACCAGCAGACAACACCACCUACCCCCAUCCUCCACACUCAGAACCAGCAGGCAACACCACUACUCCCAUCCUCACCCUCCCACACUCAGAAACAAGCAGACAACCACCAGCUCACCCCCAUCUCCCACCUCCCACACUCAGCAACCAGCGACAACCACCACCUACCCCCCAUCCUCCCACCCUCACACCACUCAGACACCAGCAGACAACCACCAUCUACCCCCCAUCUCCCACCCUCACACACUCAGAACCAGCAGACACCACCACCUACCCCAUCCUCCACCCUCCACACUCAGAACAGCAGACACCACCACCUACCCCCAUCUCCCACCCUCCCCACUCAGAACAGCAGACAACCACCACCUACCCCAUCCUCGCACCCUCCACACUCAGAACCAGCAAGUCACCAGCCACCUGGUGGUCCGUGUUCUUGCUGA